GAAAACCAGACGGCAAAAACAGGUCGUCGAAGUUCGCAUUUAUUUUUACUUUUAAGAACAGCUGCAUACCUUCCAUUUGGGAACAAGAUGUUAAAAAGUAUCUGAUGUUUGCAUACCUCUUCACGACUGAUCUAAUCAACGAAGUAAGUGAUUAUCAUAAAAAACACGAGUUGAAAUUGGUGUUUGGUUCUAAACUAUACGGGAACGGGCCAUGGAUCUUGGCGUAGUUCGCGUGGCAGACGAUGAGGAUUUCACGGCGUUUCGUCGGCUGGUCGAUGGGACGGAUGGCUGGGCCAAGAAAUUUGACAAAAAUGGCACCCGUGUUUGGCUGCACAACAAUUCGGACACAGAGACUGCAAGAGUACGAAUGAUAAAGGUCAGUAAAACAUUCCAAGAUGUAAGUGCAGCAGUAACGUAUGAUGUUCUCCAUGAUGCUGCCUAUAGGAAAAAAUGGGAUCGCAUGAUGGUAGAAGGUUACGAAUUGUGCAAAGUCAACUGGACUAAUGAUAUUAGCUACUAUCAAAUGAAGUGUCCAUCACCUCUGAAGAACCGGGACUUUGUCAUGCAAAGAACAUGGUUAGAAACUGGCAAUGAAUUUAUCAUCUUCAAUCACUCAGUGUUUCACAAGAAAAUACCACCCAAGAAAGGUGUUAUUAGAGGCCAUUCCUAUUUGACAGGAUACAUGAUAAGACCAAAGGGAGCCAACUCCUGCGAUAUCACAUAUGUAACAAGAUCCGAUCCUAAAGGUUCCUUAAAAGCCUGGGUCAUCAACAGAUUAGCUCAUUUUGUCGCACCAAAGGUUGUUGAUAAACUACAGCAAGCUUGUCGAGACUACCCAAAAUGGAAAAGUAAACAUGACCCCAGAUACAAGCCCUGGCUCUACCCCGAACAGAUGUCUCUUCCCCCUCUUGAUCCGAACGACCUGCUCGCAAAAGAGGAAAACAUUUCAGACAAUUCGCUGGACGAGAGCGAAAUCAAAGAAGAGGAUUUCAGGGAAGGUGAUUUACAAGAUGGAGAAUUUUGAUGCCAGUGAUGAGAAAAGCCAGCUUUGUUCAUAAACAGGUGAACCAUUUUCUAGCCUAAAUUAAUAGCGUCUUCGACUUUACAAAACAAAUGAAACUAUUUUUAUAUUUGACGUGAAGUAAUUCUAAAAUAUUUGCGAUAAUUUAAAGGAAUGCUUAAGGUGAUAUGCAUUUAAUCUUUGUUAUUAUUUUGAUGGCUUCCAUAAAGCUUGGUUCAUGCGUCUUGCGAAUGCAAUAUAUUAAUUUUGGUUUUUACCCAUACACCGAUGUGUGUUAGCACAUAGAUUUUGACGUCACAAUUUCACAAUGAAUAACUCGCAAUAGGUGACUUGAGCUGAACAUUUGCUGCGAAAACAGCCCUGUGAUGUAAAAAUUUGCUUUGCAUUCACAUUUGCAGGAAGUAUGAACCAGGCUUUACACUAAGUGUUUGUGUUAAAUAAACCUGCGCAAAGCUGAAUUGUACUUUUAACUGGCAAUCAACUGAAUAACUGGGCUCUAUUUCAUAGAGCUGCGUAAGCACAAAAAGUAGCUAAGCACAACAAUAUUUUGCUCACAAUACUAAG
Messenger RNA from Asterias rubens (European starfish), 1585 nucleotides. RefSeq names its product START domain-containing protein 10-like. The record is from RefSeq and is a predicted model, not a curated record. Bases 212 to 1024 code for a protein of 270 amino acids. Gene Ontology annotation, molecular function: lipid binding. NCBI's taxonomy places the organism in Eukaryota, Metazoa, Echinodermata, Asteroidea, Forcipulatida, Asteriidae. The transcript is spliced from 6 exons.